Molecule: messenger RNA, 8299 nt
Organism: Cherax quadricarinatus
Lineage: Eukaryota; Metazoa; Arthropoda; Malacostraca; Decapoda; Parastacidae
Source: RefSeq, a predicted model, not a curated record
AGCUUGGUCUGUGGACAUACUUCCCUGGUGACUGCCUGAGUAAUCAGGCUGUUACUGCCAGCAGAUGAACAGGACAAUCCAGAAACAUACCAUAGAAAUGAACACACAAAGAUAUGGAAGCGCCUCUACUGAUACAUUGUGUACAGUGGAAAACUGAGCGAUAACAUCACAUAUCACUAAAGAAGGAAACUUUAUAAAAACUGUAGCAGUUUUUUAAGAAAAAAUUGAACGAUGGAAGUGGCACCACCCCAGUACCCGGGCAGAACUCACACGGCAAGCCAAACUGUUCCAGAGCAGCUGCAGCCGCCGCCGCCGCAGCCGCCGCCACAGCAGCAGCAGCAGCAACAAGAACAGCAGCAAAUUAUUCCCCAGAUUGGAAUGUGGUUGCAGACCACUGAAAAGCCUUACGAAUGUGAAGAAUGCAGUAAACGCUUUGCCCAGGAAAGCCAUCUCAAUAACCACAUAGUAUGGCAUCGAAAAGUAAAAAGGUUCGAGUGCGAGUUGUGCAACAAACGCUUUACCAUGGAAAGCCACCUCGACAGCCACAUGAUUGUCCACAGUGCUGAGAAGAAUUUCAAGUGUGAGAUGUGCGAUAAAAGAUUCACAAUGGAAAGUCACCUAAAUGGACAUAUGCUUGUUCAUAGUCAGGUCAAAAAAUUUGAAUGUGAAUUGUGUAACAAAAGAUUCACUAUGGAAACGCAUCUGAGAAGUCACAUGCUUACACAUGUGAAAGAGAAAAGAUUUGAAUGUGAAAAAUGUGGGAAGCGAUUCCUGCAGAAAAGUCACCUUAACAGCCACAUGAAUGCACACAAUGUUAUAAAGAAUUUUGAGUGUGGCGUAUGUGGCAAGAGGUUUGCUUUGGAAAUUCACCUCAACAGUCACCAUCUUAUACACACCAUGGAAAAAAAAUUUGAGUGUGCAGUGUGUAGCAAAAGAUUUACAAUGGAAAUACAUCUGAACAGUCACAUGCUCGUACACAGUGUGGAGAAAAAAUUUGAGUGCUUAAUUUGUGGAAAGAGAUUUUCAAUGGAGAGCCAUCUUAACAGCCAUAUGGUAGUACAUAGUGAAAAAAGGUUCGAGUGCGAGGUUUGUGGCAAGAGAUAUACACGAAAAAGUCAUUUGAACAGCCAUAAGUUUGUGCACAGUGAAGAAAAGAGAUUCGAAUGUGAAGUGUGUCGAAAAAAGUUCUUUCAGAGAAGCCAUCUGAGUAGCCAUAGAGUUGUACAUACCGAGGAAAAAAGGUUUGAGUGUGAAGAAUGUGGCAAACGAUUCAUUCAAGAAAUUCACCUUAAUAGUCACAUGUAUGUACAUAGUGCAGAAAAAAAAUUUGAGCGCCAAGAAUGGGCAGCAAACAGAGUGCCCCAAGAAAAUCACGUCAACGGGCACAAAUUUGUCCACAAUGACAUGAAAAGAUUCGAGUGUGAUGAUUGUGGUAAAAGAUUCUCUCAGGAAAGUCAUCUGAACAGUCACAGAUUUGUCCACACACAGGAAAAAAGUUACGGGUGUGAUGAGUGUGGAAAAGAUUUAGGCAGGAAACUCACCUUAUAAGUCACCAAUUUGUACACAGUGAGAAAAAGAGAUUUGAAUGUCCAGAGUGUGGGAAAAGAUUUACACAAGAAAGUCACUUAAACAGCCAUAGGUUCGUUCAUAGCGAGCGCAAGGGUGUUGAUUACGUCGAGUAUGCGAAACCAGCACCAACGCCAACGCCCGCUCCUCAGAAGAUCCACCAUAAUGGUCAUAACAGUCAUGUAGCAAUGCCCACUGAAAAGAAAGCUUUUGAAUAUCAAGACACUGUGAAAAUGUUCCCUCAGCAGCCAUAUCAGCCUCCGCACGCGUACGCUCAGUGGGAACAAGUUCGGACUUUGUGGUCAUUGUAGCCACAUGCCAGUGUUAAGGAACCUACAGACUCCUAACACUCAAUUAAAUGAGUAAUGAAUAUCGUGUUCCUCAUGAAAGAUAGAAAAUAUAAAGUUAGUUACAUAUGCAUUUGCACAGUUUUAUUAAGUUUGUGUGUAAUGUCAGAAGGGAACUUAGCCAUUAAUGCAGAAGCCUUAACUUGAAAAAUGUUUAUACCCGCAUUUGUUCUCUUGGUAUUUAUUCAUUACUUAGAAAUAAUCGUUUUUGUUUUUGUAUUUUGUUUAUAUAUUUUUGACCAGUAUUGUCUACACUAUCAUGCAAGUGAAAAUGUCGUACGUGAGAUGUGUGUUUCACGGUAUUAGGAAAAAGUCUGUCUGGGCAGAAAACGUUUAAGGAAAGGUUUCCAGUCCAAAUUCCCUUUUCAUACACAAUUAUUUUUAAUAUGCAGAUGUUUGUGUUGUUUCCUAAAUGUAACUUUUAAGCUCCAAGCUAUGCACCCUGUACAGUAGUGUUAGCCAUUAACCCGUAAACGGUCCAAACGUAUAUAUACGUUUUUUCAACAUUUGAAAGUAUGUAAAAAAAACUUAGAUCUACUUUCUUUUUUUUGUUAUAUUUGAAAAUAUGUAAAAAAAACAGAUCUACUUUUGUAGCACUACACAUGUGAACGUAGAUCUGUUCGGACCGUUUACGGGUUAAGGCUUCUGACUGGAAAUAAUUAUAACGAGUAACUAAUGUAUUUAUUACUGUAAUUACGCUAUUUUUUUGCAUAGGUACAGUAUAUGUACAUGUUUCUAUAUACACUGUACAGUGGAACCUGGGUUUUCGUAUGUCCUAGUUAUUCUCUAUAUUCUCUUAUGUCUACAGUUAUUCUCUAUAAAAUGUAUUUUUUGUUAAUAUUUUUGGGUGUCUGGAACUGAUUAAUUGGAUUUACAUUAUUUCUCAUGGGAAAUAUUAAAAAAAAUACAUUUUAUAGAGAAUAACUAUACAGUGGACCCCCGGUUAACGAUAUUUUUUCAUUCCAGAAGUAGUAUUCAGGUGCCAGUACUGACCGAAUUUGUUCCCUUAAGGAAUAUUGUGAAUUAGAUUAGUCCAUUUCAGACCCCCAAACAUACACGUACAAACGCACUUACAUAAAUACACUUACAUAAUUGGUCACAUUCGGAGGUAAUCGUUAUGCGGGGGUCCACUAUAGUUUUAUAUACAAACUAGGGCAUACGGAAACCCGGGUUCCACUGUAAUUGCAUAUUUGAGCCAGGGUGGGUUGACCUCUUAAUUCUGCCCCUUUGUUCUCAUUCAUUAUGGUUGAUUUUUAUAUAAUGUAUGUAUGUAUGUAGGCAAAAAUAAUAAUGGUAACAAAUUAAUGAAAUUCCAAGGACUUUCGUUUCUCACACUGUCGCUAUUCUUUGAUAAUAUGAGAGAUAAUGCAAGUGCUUGGAAUCUCACUAUUUUUUCACUUUAUUUUGAAUAUUGUGAUAUCACCUGUGUACUGUAAUCUUAUAGCACGUAUGUAUGUAUGUACUCGCCUAUAUGUGAUUGCAUAUGUAUAUAUGUAUCAAAGAAACAGGAGAACAAAGUUCUAUAGCCAUGAAUGUCACAAGUGAAUGCGUCAUCACUACAGAUAACCUGACAUACCAAUAGUGACACAUUGACUUCAGUCUAAACACACCCCUUCCAACCUUUCGUGUUAUGUUCCCUACUAGCCCUUCCAUCCAUCCCAUAUUUGUAAUUUUUUGGUCAACCUACCUUGCUCUGUCCUUUCAAAAUGAGAAAAACCAUCUCGACAAUUCUUUGAAUUAUACUCUUCAUGUAACAUCUAAUUUCUUUAUUCCUUCUCUGCAUAAUGUUUGCGUUGUACGAUGAUCUUAAACACGACAUAUCCAGCCUGCUCGCAGCAGUGUUUAAAAGACCAUGUUUAUUACCAAUAUAAAAGUGUUGGCACCAUUAAACAGGCUAGAGUAUUUUAUUUUAAUUUUUUUUUUUUUGUAUACAUCAGUGAAAUUCUUUCCACAGACAGCACCACUCAUCAUGCUUUUUUUUUUUUUUUUGCCCUAGUAUAUUCAGUUACAGCCUCUCCUCACUUAGCUAUGUACCCAUUUACCGACGACUCGGACUUACGACGGGCUCUCUAACCAGUAUGCAUACCUAAAUACAUGUAAUGUAUAUUAGAGCUGAUUUCCUCUAUUCUGUUUAUUACAGUAUACUACUGUAUAAACAUUUAAAAAUAUACUAAAAAUCUUAUAAAUGGUGCAAAGGUGACAUUAAAACAAUAUCAUUACCAUUAUGGUAUGCUCCUCGUUCAUUGACGAAUUCUUUGUCGACGUGGUAUUAGGAACGGAACUCCGUCGUUAAGUGAGGAGAGGCUGUAUUGGCGUCAUCUUUUAUGCAGUCAUCUGCCUACAUUCUCUCCCAAAUAUUGGAUCUAAAUUCAUUCACUUCCUCCAUGCUCCCUUCAAUCCAUUGUCCAGUCUUUCAUUGUUUAGAUAUUUCUUAUUCCCAUCCUGUUAUUCUGUUUCUGUUUACAUUCACUUUUCUCCUUUUGCACACACACCUACACUGUGCCACCAACCUUUGUAACCUCUCUUCCAAAUCUCCCAAAAGCACAGUGUCAUCAAAGACCAACUGUGACAGUUACCAUUUCAUAUAAUAUUUAUCAUUUAUUAAAUCCCUCAUAUCUCCCCAACACUAGUAUACAUUUUUUUACAACCAGGGGCAGUUCCGCAAGUUUUAUAGAAGACGGGGAAUAGGGAUAGCAAUCUGGUUGGAAGAGGCAGCUAAGGAACUUAGUUUUGAAGCAGGAUUAUUAUUAUUUUGAUUUGAGGCAUUAUGAUGGUAUUUUUGACCCUUUGUUGCUACUACUGUUUCUAACUUUUAGUUAUUCCUGCUUGCUAUAACUCAGUUUUUUAGCUACUUUUUCUAAACCACAGUAUGGUUUAAUAUAAAAAUCUGUUCUCUUUCUUUGUUGGGUUUAUGAGGGCCACUGACAGCAUAAACCAUAUUGAGCCUGGUUUCUCGAUGGUACAAGGAAAAAUUGUUGCCCAAGGCUGGUCACUGAGAGAAAAGGAACAAGAGUUCCUUUGUAAAUACAUAGAGAUAGAAACUUGAAGUUUCCAAUUAGAUCUGGUGGAUGCCCUUGCCAAGCCCCAGCAGAGAGGGACGCCCACACUCCCACCUGAGUUCAGUAACCGGCUUCCUACCAAAGACCGAUAAAGAAUUUUCCGCAGAGCAGAAAAAAUGGAGCUGGCUAAAAGUAAGCCGAUGAACAGGUGCCCCUCCUGUAGAGUGCCCGGUGGGCAAAAUAGACGAGGACAAGUGUCCCAGAGAGAACGGGGGAAAUUUGUGAUCGAUACUCAGGCAAGAGAGAGAGACGUCCACACCCGACGAAGGCUGGCGCAGAAGUCCCAAUCUAUUCUCUUUCCACAGUUAUUCAUUUAUUACAGUUACUCACUAGCAUUUAUCUCGUAUGCACUCUCCCACAUCUUUUAUCUUGACAUCACUCAGUGAUAGGGCAUCCAAAUUUUUUAAUUCAUAAUUGUAAUUUUUUCUUAAUAUCUGUAUAUCAGUACUGUACAUCCACAUUCACACACACACAUCCCUAUUUCAAAAUUUCCUAUUUCAUUUUGUUAUUACCUAUAAAAAAUUUAUUACCAACCCCUUUUUCCUGGCAUUUUACUCGCCUUUGGCAUAUUGUAUAUGUAGCUCAAUGAUGGGAGGAGAUACUUUACCCAUGUUCCAUAGAUAAUUAGCAAGAUGAUAGAAGAAUGUGAAUUGUUACAGAAAAUGCAGGAAAGUAAAUACAGUGGACCCCUGGUUAACGAUAUUUUUUCAUUCCAGAAGUAUGUUCAGGUGCCAGUACUGACCGAAUUUGUUCCCAUAAGGAAUAUUGUGAAGUAGAUUAGUCUAUUUCAGACCCCCAAACAUACACGUACAAAUGCACUUACAUAAUACACUUACAUAAUUGGUCGCAUUCGGAGGUGAUCGUUAUGCGGGGGUCCACUGUAUAAGUGUACACUGAAUGUAAGUAAGAAUUUGCAAAAUUUAUCUUUUGUGUUUCAUGAUCAAGAAAUAAAGAAGAGAUCAGCAGUGCUUAAUAAGCCUUCGUUUCACACACUAAAAAAUGGUAGGCCAGUGGCCCCUCGAAUUUCAUCAUCCCGUUUCUGUAUAUAAAACUAAAGUUGUUUUCUAUAAAAUGUAUUUUUUGUUAAUAUUUUUGGGUGUCUGGAAUGGAUUAAUUGGAUUUACAUUAUUUCUUAUGGGAAAUAUUAAAAAAAGUACAUACAGAAAAGGGAGGAUGAAAUUCAAGGGGCCACUGUACCUCCAUGCGUGGUUCCUGUCAGCCAGCCCCCUUCCCAUUUUUCUGUUUGGUUGUUUCUCACCAGGGCAGGCUGACCUGAAAAAAGAAACACUUUCACCAUCAUUCUCACUAUCACUGUCAUGCCAGAGGUGUGCAUAUAUGACAGUUUGGAUGUACCACCAAGCAGCAAAUAUCCCUAACCCCUCCUUCAGAGUGCAGGCACUAUACAGUGGAACCUCAGUAGUCAAGCAACUCUGUACUCGAACAAUUUGGUAUUCAAACACUUUGUUCAGUAAACAAAUUGCUCAGUAGUUGGCCGUUUGCUCGGUACUCGACCAAACAAACAUGACCUGCCAGAAGUUCGCUAUAAAGUACAAUAUUUAAUGUUUCUUCACUUUUUUUUUUUUUUUUUUUUUUUUUUUUUUUUUUGUGUGUGUGUGUGUGUGUGUGUGUGUGUGUGUGUGUGUGUAAAAUAAGUCACCAUGGGGCCUAAGGGAGAUAGUGAUAACAGCCAGCCAAAAAGAAAAUUGGUUGGGAAAAAUUCGUUCUGUACUCGGAUAAGCACUCGAACAGCCUUGCGGAACCAAUUAAGUUCAAGUGCCGAGGUUCCACUGUAUUUCCCACCCAGCCUCAGUUACUUAAAUGUCUUUGAUACUGCCAUUUAUUACUAAAUGACAGUGACUUUAAGGAAAACUCGACUAUCACCCAUUCUUUAGAUUUCUUGCUACAAAUGCAGGACAUUAAACUUUCAAAUAAUCCACCUAACAGCAACAUCACAAACGAUAUCUUCAGCAAAAGACCAAAGUUAGUGAAUAGCGAAGUAGCAAGUAUAAAGGUUUACUCUAAAUUUAUAUAACUUACGAAAUCUAUUUUCUGGCGUGUCUUCGAACUUUUUUCUAUUAUAAUUAUGUUCAUAUUGUAAAGCUGUAGACACUGCCAGUGGCAUAGUCUAAUUUUUGUUUAGCAUAUGUUAUUAAAACUCAUCAUUUUGUCAGUUAUAUAUAACCAAGCACUAAACCUGUAAGGGUCUUGGAAAGAGAGAUACCCACACUGUUUGCAUUCUGGCAACGCCACACGCCUUACUUGGUCUGCUUAUCAAAUUCUUUUUGGAUAUUUUUGCCACUCCAAGACUAUUUUAAAGUUAACUAGUAUAGAAUAAGAAUAACAGCGGUUAUUACCACAUUUACUUGAUUUUCUGAAGUUGUUGCGGUAUUUAUAUUUACCCUAAAUCAUUCUUUAUCUGAUUUUUUUUUAUUUUGACUAAAACUAUAAUCAUCAAAGACCAUGUUUGUACAGUACGUCACUUAUUUUUUAUAAUAUAGUAUUUAUCAAUAUUCAUUUCCAUUACCUAUUAUGUACUUUGUGUUUAAUUUCUUCAAGAUUGUCUACUGACAUUGCACAACGAACUUUUUUCUUUCUUUCAACGAACCGGCCAUAUCCCACUGAGGCAGGGUAACCUAAAAAAAAAAACAUAAGUUUUUCUUUUUAAAUUUAGUAAUUUAUACAGGAGAAGGGUUUACUAGCCCCUUGCUCCUGGCAUUGUAGUCGCCUCUUACGACACGCAUGGUUGGCUCUUUAUACAGAUUAAAUCACUGGGAUGAGCAGUUGUCCUCGUGAGUCUCCCACCAAUAAUAUUGAGACAAGCACUGACCCCUCCUGGCUAAGUGCUGUUACACUAUUUAUUUUAUUGGCACCUCUAGCAUCAUUGGUGUUCCUCUUGGGUAUUGUGGGCAAUAUCCAGACACACAAUGGAGUGGUGAAAAUAUCCAAAAAAUUUUGAUAAGCAGAGGAAAGACAGUGGUAUUGCCAGAAUGUAGCUGUAAACAGUGUGGGUGUCUGUCUUUCCAAGACCCUUAUAGGUUUAGUGCUUGUUUAUGAUUAUAAUAAUCUCUCUCCUCAAACACUAACCUUAUACUUAAUUUGGGUUGUGGGUUACCAAGAGUUUGUGUGAAAAUUAAUGAUAUUUUUUAGCUGCAAUUUCAAAAAGGUCGUUAGAAAAUUGCAUAUAUACUCUGAUUCAGUGUUAAUUGAGGGUUUAUGGGUGUGUGUGUAUAUAUAUAUAUAUAUAUAUAUAUAUAUAUAUUAUAAAACACACACACAUAACAUAAACACACAAUACACACAAAACACACACAUACACAUACACACACA